AUGACAAUUCUCGAAAAAGAUACGGAACUUAAGGAUAUCGCCUGGGCCUGUGGCCUAUUCAGCCUCUACUUUGCACUCCUUAUCAGAUUCUUCUCCCUGAGCUAUGUUCUUGGAUUCCUUCUCACCGCUGCCUUGGCGUUCCAUCAAUUUUACUGGCGCCGGCGUGGUCUUCCGCCAGGGCCUGUUCCACUUCCUCUCAUUGGAAAUGCGCUAUCGGUGGGUAGGCGUUUUCCUUUGGGAAAUAAAGUGUUUAAACUUAAUAAAAUGAGAAAAAAAAAAUUCUUUGCAAUUAAUUUUGCAACAUUCACCGAGACAUGCCUCAUCCGAAAAUGAAA
This is a messenger RNA of Strongylus vulgaris, 335 nucleotides long. Lineage: Eukaryota; Metazoa; Nematoda; Chromadorea; Rhabditida; Strongylidae. The record is from the annotation of a GenBank genome assembly.